CCAGACCCCCCUCCUCUUAGUUCAAAAUGGCGUCGCGCCCCGCGCGGGGGAGCGGAGCUUGAGGCGGCGUCAACAACAACAACAACUGGGGACGUGAAAACAACCACAACUCACGAGAUAAAACUCUCAAAAAUACGACACGAAUACCGCCCGACGCGGCGAAACUUCGCCGGUCGGAGGGUGCUGUCGCUGCAGAGGUGAAGAAAAAUACGAGCGGGAUAAAAAAAAUAAAAAAGUCACAGUUGGGUUGCGGCGAUAAUCAGAGGGCUCCGUCGUCGGUCGGGGCAGGCUUGGGCCUGCUCGCUCCUUUGAAUGCAUUAAUUACCAGAAGGCGUUCGCAGACGGCGCUGAAGCCAUGAGGCAGCUUGCGCCCCGGAGGUGGUAGCGUUCCACGGAGGACAUCGCCUACGAACGCCCCUCCCGUCCGUCCCGCUCCCCCUUCCCCUCUACCCCACGUCCCCCUUCACGCCCAACACCCAGACCCGAUAAAUAAAUGUCCGUACCGGGCGGUGUGACGACGGGAGCCGCCAGCGCCGCCGCGCCGUCACCCGGGGUUGAUGUCCGGCGCUUGCCGCCGACGCAGCCCAAGCCGGCACUGACGUACGCCGGUGCCCACCAACCUGUGAAGGUUGAAGUGGCCGACUACCGCGUACCGCAGCACCAGGACUUUGGCGCUUUCCACGCCGGGAUGGCGCGCCCCCAACCCGGGCGCCGGAGACCGUCCCUGCUACCAGAGUUCCACCUCAACCUCGACUGGUCGCCGGAUCAAAGGGGCCGGUUCGAAGAGCCGCCCUAUUUUUCUCCGGUGGAGGGAGACCUCGGAGUGAAGCGGCCACGCAUAGACAUGGGGCUAGAGGCUUGUUACCCCUGCCCUGAGCCGUUCCACGGCCGCUCGGAGCAUCCCGCGCGCCAGGUGGAGGUGAAAGAGAACGUAGCGGCGCUCAGCCUGAAGGUGGAGCCGGUGUCUCCGGCGGAGGAGCCUCCGGACGACACGGACGCUCCGCCCAGCCGCCUGACCAAGGAGGACCUGCUGCACAACAUGGAGCGCGUGGAUCGCGAGAUCAGCAAGGUGGAGCAGCAGAUCGCCAAGCUCCGCCAGAAGCAGGUUCAUAGAAGACCUGCAGCCGCUAUGGAGUCUACGUGUGCCACGAUGCAUGAGAUGGUGGAGGAGGCAGCAGCAGCAGCCAAACCCUCUAAGCCAGAACAAAACAUCUCCCCGGUGCCCUCGGAAGCCAAACAUCGCAGCAUCGUGCAGAUCAUAUACGAAGAGAACAGAAUGAGAGCCGAAUCUGCACACAAGAUCCUGGAGAGACUGGGACCCAAAGUGGAGCUGCCGCUGUAUAAGCAGCCGUCUGACACAAACCAGUACCAUGAGAACAUCCAAACAAACCUCACCAUGAGGAACAAGCUCAUCAUGUAUUUCAAGAGACGAAAUCAGCAGCGCAAGGUGAAGGAGCAGUUCCUGUCGGAGCGCUACGGGCAGCUGCUGCAGGCGUGGGAGAAGCGCGUGGAGCGCAUCGAGAGCAACCCGCGGCGACGCGCCAAGGACGUCCGCACGCGCGACUACUAUGAGAAGCAGUUCCCCGAGAUCCGCAAGCAGCGCGAACAGAAGGAGAAGGGGCAGAGGCGCAACCAAAAGGGAAACGGAUCGGCUGACGGCAGCGACGAGGAGGCUGCUGACACUGGCGACGAUCUGUCUGACCAAGAGGGCAGCGAGAAGCAGAUGCGCGACCUGGCGGCCGUGCCUCCGAGGCUGUUCGACGUCGACCAGCGACACGUGCGCUUCAUCGACAAGAACGGUCUCCUGGGUGACCCCGUGCGCGUGCACCGCGAGCGGCAGCUGCUCAACGUGUGGACCGAGCACGAGAAGGAGAUCUUCCGAGACAAAUUUGUUUUGCAUCCAAAGAAUUUUUCGUUGAUUGCUUCCUACCUGGAAAAGAAGACCGUCUCCGACUGUGUCCUGUACUACUACUUGACCAAGAAAAAUGAGAACUACAAGGGGCUGGUGAAGAAGAGUUACGGGCGCCGGAGGGGAAGGAACACGAUUCCCCGCUCACACCCAGAAGAGCGCGAUGACAAGGAAGAGCUGAAGCUGGAAAAGGAGGAAAAGGAUGACAAGGAGGCCGGCAAGGAUUCUAAGGAAGACCCAAAAAGCAGCAUCAGAGAGCGGGAGGAAGGCGGGGAGGAGGCCGGGGAGGAGCGAGAAGCCGCGCCGUCCCGCCGACGCAAGACCGCCAAUAGCCAGGGUCGCCGGAAAGGGCGAGUGACGCGCUCGACGGCCAAUGAACAGAGUGGGGAGGAGUCUCCCGUGAGCAGCAGCGGCGGCGGUGGUGGUGGAGUCGUCCAGCCAGCAAGCGAGCUCAGCACCCAGUCAGCUGCUGUCUCGGAAGCUGCAGAAGUUUGCCGUUGGACUGAAGAAGAGAUGGAAGUUGCCAAAAAAGGGCUGCUGGAGCAUGGACGCAGCUGGCCCGCAAUCGCGCGCAUGGUCGGCACCAAGACGGAAGCGCAGUGCAAGAACUUUUACUUCAACAACAAGCGGAGAUACAACCUGGACGACUUGGUUGAGCAGCACCGCUUGCAGACGUCGGACGGGUCCCAGGAUCGCGAGGCGUCGUGCGUGGGAGGCGAGAGUGGCUCCUCCAGCACCUCCGGGGCUCACGAGCAGGAGCACGACGGCGAGAGCGAUGGCGCCGGCAACCAGAGCUCGGACACUGAGAGCGCUCCGUCGCCACGACCUCCUGGCGGCGGCUCCGCCAAACCCACUUCUCAAGCCGGCCUGUCGGCGGAAUGGGCCCCUGGCGCUGCGACCCCGGGCGACGUGCCGUCUCUGGCCGUGAAGUCGGAGAAGGACGGCACCGGCGAGGACGUGGGACCUCGCGACGAGCGCCGCCGUGUCAAGGUGGAGGAGGAGGAGGACAAUGAUGAGGAGGAGGAGCCCGGGGAAGGUGGUGGCGACGCCAAGAAAGACGCUUCCAAAGAGGCGGUGCUGGCGGCGGCGGCGGCGGGGCACCGCGAGGGAGAGGUGAAGCCCGAGGGCAGCGCCCGGGCCGAGCGCAAGAAGGGCGAGCGCAGGAGAGGCCGCGACAGGGACAGGCAGAGGGGGGCCGAGGGCGCCUCGGAGGACGAUUCCAGCGCCACCUGCAGCGCCGACGAGAUGGAUGUCGAUGGCGACGAGUCGAGGCAAAGGCUGCUUGGCCCCAGCGCGAAGUCCGGCGUUGCGUCGCCGAAUAAAUCGGCGUUGAGCGGAGUGGGCGGCGUGGCGCAGGACCUGCAGCACAUGGUGCAGAGAGCGGCGGAGAUCCCGGCCAUGCUCCCGAUAUCGUACCUGCCCGGAGCAAUGGGGGCAGGCGGCAGCCAGGAUGCUUGGGCGCUGUACCAGCAGAAAAUUAUCAACGAAUACAAAGAUCCGAGCAAAGCGGGACCCAAGGACCUCACGAAACCCAGCCCUCAGGCGUCGUCGCCGCACAUCCCGCAUUCCAGCGUCCCACCAGGGUUGCAGCCGGUGCCUCAGCAGGCGUCGCCAACCGGCAUGGAGCCUCCGAGACCCACGCUGUGGAGGCCUCCCCGUGCCUCCAACAUCCCCUCGCCGCCCCCGCUCAUCCCCUCGUCCAAGCCGCACGGUGUGGCCGGCUCCAUCACACAGGGCACGCCAGUGAACUACCCGCCACCGGUGCCCGGGCUGCUGGCGCCUUACCAAGCGGCCGGCGGCGGAGGUCCCGGCGGCCCCAGCCCCAAAGGCUCCAUCUCCAUGGGGUUACCGCGGCACGCCGAGCCGGUCAAGCAUGCGACCCCGGACAGGAGUAUCUCAAAGGGGACGUCUGGACCAAAGGUCCUCCCAGACUCCAACUACAGAGGGUCCAUAACUCAGGGCAUCCCCGCAGAUGCGCUCUACAGGAUUCACCAUCCCAACUUGCGGGGCGACGACGAUGUCAUAUAUUCCGGUGUCGUGCAGAAGGCUCCCGAGGUGUCCAAACCGCCCUCGGGUUACCUGGAGGUAUCUGCCGGAGCCAAGCGCUCCUAUGACAUGAUGGAGGGUCGCUCGUCGGCUGCCACCCAGUACGAAGGUUUGAUAAGUCGCGCUGCGAUGAAGGACGAGAGCGGCCUGCGUCCCGCUAAGGACCGGCCGACUGCGCACGGAUCCAUCAUUCAAGGCACCCCACGGAGCGUGAUGGACGCCCAAGAGGAGUACGCCCAAAGGGAGGGCAGGCCGGUGGAUGUGAGGACUCAGUGGGCGACGUCCAUGGAGGUGCCCGGCACCAGGGAGCGGAACCAGGAGGCCGCGAGGGCUCUGCACGAGAGCCAAGCGUCGAUGCAUGUCAGGAGAACGCACUACGACGGUUCCAUCUCGCAGGGCACGCCGAUGAGAAUGGACGCGGGCGAGCUGAGGCACGACGUUCGCUCGCUCAUCGCGAGCCCGGCCCGGGCUGCCCGGCCCGACCCCGCCGCCGACUCACGCUCAGAGAGACACCGCGAGCAGCCCGACUCCCGCCGGCAGGAUGACAACCGCAGGCCGUACGACCUGAGCCGGCACCGCCCCGCCGACACUGGCGCGCAGUCGUCUCGUCGGACGCCCGUCAGUGGCUACCCGGGUUCCAUUUCCCACACGAGCCCAAGCGGCGGCACGCACGCCGAGAGCGGCGCGCAGGCAUCCGGGAGGACACCCGUCAGCGGCUACCCGGGGUCCAUUGCUCACGCGAGCCCCGGCAGCUCUCACGCGGAGAACCUGCAGGCAUCAGCAAGGGCGGCUAUGGGCUACCCCGGGUCCAUCUCGAGGGGCUCACCGGUCAUCGUUCGCGACUCCUCGUCUGCCAAACACUCAGAAGCUGGGCAGUCGGCAGGCCGUCCGUCGCCGCACGAGAGGAAGCAGAACUCGACGCCGCGCGAAAAAUCCCAAACGCCGACGCCGGAGAGGCAGUCGGUGGCCCAGAACCCGUACGAGUACCCUGUGAUCCGAGGCCCCACCCCGGAGCUCCACCGUGGGGCGCUGUCCCUGAGCCUGGAGCAGGCCCUGCACAGCGGGCUGCUCAUCGACCCCACAGCUUAUUACCUGCACCGGCAAAUGCAGGGCGCAUACUUCCUGCCACGGCACAUGGCCCCCGUUCCCGGGUACCCGUCCUACCCGUUCUUUCACCUGCCCGGCUACCCGGAGAACCCUGCGUUGGACAACACGCGGCAGACGAUCCUCAACGACUACAUCACGUCGCAGCAGAUGGGCUUGCCGCGCGGCAUGGCGCAGCGCGACCAGACCCUGCCCCCGCACUUCUCGCCCUUCAUGAGGACAGGCAUCAUCGACCUGUCGCAGAUGCCAGCGCACCCCAUGCUGGUGGGGACCCUGGGGGCAGCCGCGGCAGGAGCCUCGGGCCUCGAACGCUUGGCCUACAUCCCCGGCGGGCCGAUGCCCUUCGACUCGCGGGCCUACGCCGCCGCCGUCUCCGCCACGCAAGGCUCAUUGCCUCACAUGGUCCAGCCUUCGGCCCGGGGCGACGAGAGGGAGAAGGAGAGGGAGCGAGACAGGGAGAGGGAAAGCAGAGCUCAGCCGGUGCAGGAGCGCUCCCCGUCUCGCAAACAACAGGCGUCGGAGGCGGCCCGGCCGAUCGGUGGGGUGCAGCCGUCGAUCCGGACGUCGGCGUCGCCGCCCCCAUCCCCGAGGCAGAGGGGCAACGUGAUCCAGUCUCCCUCGGCGCACGGCCAGGGCGGGAAGAGCGUCAUCACGCUCGCCGAGACUCACGCCGCCGCGUACUCGCGGCAGAGGUCACCGUCCACCGGGAGCUACGCGAAUUACCCCGUCGCCUCCAGCACGCAGCGGCACGGCGACAUCAUGAGCGGCGUUGCCAGCGGCGUGGGAGAUCCCGGGGUGCAUAAACACACGGCCGGAGGCUUCGCGCCGCGUCAGCCCGACGUGGACGGCAUGGGCUUCAGGCCCCCGCACGACGUGCACCGGCAUCGCGACCGCAGGACCGCGGCCGACGAGGGCAGGAGAGACCCGGGCCUUUACGGGAAACAGCAGCAGCACCAGCAGCAGCACCAGCAGCAGCAGCAACACCAGCAGCAGCAGCAACACCAGCAGCAGCACCAGCAGCACCACCAGCAGCAGCACCAGCAGCAGCAUCAGCAGCAGCAGGCGAGCAUAGACCUCACAAAGCAUGCGGAAGGCACGAGGCAAGUCGAUGCCGGCCUGCCAUUCUCUGAUCAGAAAUCGCGCUCCAUCAUCAGCUCCCCGGUGGCAAAAUCCGCCGCACAGCACCACCAGCAGCACCAGCAGCACCACCACCAGCAUCAGUCGCAUGCUCCCAAGCAGCCGCAGCUCACAAACGUUUCGCCGCACCAGUACGGCACUAGCGGACCACAGCACUUCCCGCCGUUGAGCCAGGCAGCGGUGCCACCGCAGCUGGUGUCCAGCGCCCAGCCCGUCGUUUCGGCAAGCCCGCCGCACUUCAAAGUGGCCGGUGGCGGCAGUGGUGGCGGUGCGGGCAGCGACACGUCCAAGCCGGUGAACCACCAGGCGGUGGCGGCGGCUGCGGUGGUGGCAGCGGCUGCAGCGGCCACGGCGGAGAGGGAGGAGGCGCCAGAGAACCCGCUGUUCCUCCUGAGCCGAGAGCUGAAGACGCGAGGGCGGGCGACGAUGACGGCCGCCAACUUCAUCCACGCCAUCAUCACGCACCAGAUCUCGGGGGACAAGGACCGGCAGGAGGGCAGCAGCCCCCUCAACCUCGACUCCACCAGCACCGAGAUUUGUGAAACUCACAAUCCCGCUGGACUGAGAUGUGACCCGGAGGUGGCAGUACAGCAAAUAGAGUCGGCUCCGUCGAGCGGAUCAGAGCGCAGUAUGACCAACAGCCCAGGCGCCUCUCCCUCGCAAGCUCACGAGAAGGCGGGCGGACGCAAGGCGCACGCCUCUGCCCAGGCCGAGAAGAGUCAAUUUGCCGCGGACGAGCGGAGAGAGCCGACAUCGCAAGCCGAGAGCAACCCCAGCGCCAACGCGACGAGCAAGCCUCACACGUCGACGCACCGCGUCAUCACCCUGGCCGACCACAUCCACGAAAUCAUAACUCUGGACUACACAAGGAACGUGGGCCCCUACCCUCUGCACGCAUCUCAGCGUAGCCCUCGGCAGUCGCCCCCAGAGGCCCACAGCACUGGCAGCGGCAGCGGGGGGCCACCCCCGCUCGCCAGGGGCCAGGAUUCGCUGCCGGUGCCGCCCCCGAAACCGAGGGCAGGGGAGCCCAGCCCCCCGGAGUUGACGGCGGAGCAGCUGCCCUCGUCGCUGCCCUCGUCGCUGCCCCUGCGAGUUGUGCCCAAACUUGCCAACGACUCGUCGCCGAAACCGUCCUCCCGGAUGAGGAAGUCCCCGGACGAGAGCCAGGACUCCCCGUCGGGCUCGGAGGGCGGACUGGAGCCGGCGUCUCCGCCCACAAGCGCCAGCAGCGGUUCAGAGCAGCACGACAAGCCGCCUCCCGCCGGCAACGCAGCGGCGCCGGCGCCGGCACACAAGGAGCCGGUGCCCGAACACAGUGCUGCUCGGACCUCUUCGUCUGCGCGUGGCGCGAGCAGGCCCGACCCCCGAGGGCUGGCCUACUCUCCCGCCUUCUUCAGCAAGCUGACGGAGAACACGUCGGCGAUGGUGAAGUCGAAGAAGCAGGAGAUCUACCUCAAGUCCACGUCGACGCGCGAUGUCGGAGCCGGGCAGCCCGGCACAGAAAUAUUUCAGAUGCCCGCAACCCCCGUGUCAGAUCCGACCAACAACCUGGGCCUUGAGGACAUCAUCAGGAAGGCGUUGAUGGGAAGCUUCGAGGACUCGAGCACAGGCAGCAAGGGGAUGGGCCCCCACAUGUCCCCCGUGCCACCCGGACCACCCGCCCCUCCCACCCUGGAGCCCCGUCAGGACUCCGACAGCCGAGCGUCGCCCCUCUCUGGCUCGGGCCGACAAAAGCCCGGCGGCACCAAACCGUCGGCGCGCAGCAAGGCGUCCCGCUCGCCGGCCUACACAGAGCGGCCCCCGUCGGCGCCGUCGGAGGGACGCGGGCCCGCGGCCUCGCCCGCCCGCUCCGAGACGACGCCCGUGGGGCCGCCGCCGCCGGAGCAGCAGCAGCAGGACAAGAGACGGGCACCGUCGGCGUCGCCGGCGAGGGGCGACGGCGCCGAGCGGCGCACGCCCGGCGCUCAGCCUCCGGCCUGGGACGACAAGGUGACCGGCGCGGCCGCGACCACCACGGCGUCGGCAGCGGCGUCGACGACGGCGGCCGCCUUGUCCUCUGCCGCGGCGGCGCAAUUUCCCUUCAACCCCUUGAUGCUCAUGAUGGGCGGCGGCGGCGGCGGUGCAGGUGCGGCAGGCGCUGGUGGCGGCGGCGGCGGCGGCGGCAACGGCAGUGGCGGAAACGGCGCGGGGGCCAGCCCCCCCUCGGUGCAGACUCCCGCACAAGCCGUGCCGUCCCCUGCCACUGGGGGUGCCGCGUCUCCGGCCUCCCAACAGCAGCGCUCGUGGGACCGCGAGAAGCCGACGCCGCUGCUGUCCUCCCAGUACGAGACUCUGUCCGAUAGCGACGGCUGAGCGGGGAAGAACGCGGCGUUACCGAGAGGAGCCGCCGGUGACUUGAAUUUGAGCGACGAGGGCUGCCGCUCUGCUCCCGCCCCACCCUCCCCCCGCCCCCUGCUACCCACCUGCCCGCUCCCCCUCCCUCUUUCAUAUGCUCCCACCUCUCGCCGCAGCCCCGCGCGCCCGCGCCGUGUACGGUGGUCUCCUCCGGCUUCAAGUUUUUGACCCCAUGACGAAAAAAAAAGCUAUCGUUUGUGCAGCGUUUACAGCCAUUAAUUAUCAUCAGCCUUUAACCACGUCGUUUUAUUGGAAGAUGAAAAAGCAGUGUCUUAUGGAGGCGGAGACCGAAUGGUGGGGAACCUCUGCCACGCGUUUGCGCGCAAAAAAAAAUUAAUAAACUAGUCGACGAUGGGACUGAGAGGAGGACGUUGGGCAUCGGAUGGAAAAUAAUUCUUGUUGGCGGCCGUGCUGGAGAGAGAGAGACGAGAGUGAGACAGAGACGGCUCGUUUUGCAUGAAAGUAACGAGCCCGAGAGCUUGCGAGGGUUGAAAAAGGAAAAAAAAAUAUUGGAAAAAAAAUCUUAAAAAAGGAUGGAGAGAAAAAAAGUGUUUAUCGUAAGCAAAAGUUUGUAAAGUCAUCGUGAAUACAAGCAGAAGAGAGAGUGUGAGUGUGUCAUGCAGGACUCGAAUCAACGGGUUGGCAGUUGUUUGAGCCCUGGGGAGGUUUGUGCACUGGGUGAAGAGACAAAGAUUGACUUAAACAAACAAAAAUACAAAGCUUCCCCACUCCCCCAUUUUUAUAAAGUUUUACGUUUUUAAGAGUUUAAAAUAUAAGCAGAAUAAUUUUAAAACACUGAACUCUUGUAAAUAUGUUGAUACCACUCCCUGUGAUCAUAAAGGUUAAUUGUAAUAAAAUCUAAUGCUAUGUGUUUGUAUUUUUAGUUGUUCUGCAAGCUGGAAGGCUUACUCGCCUUUACUUUGUUGCAGUCACUUUUUUGGAUCUGAUUACUCGAUGCUGCAAGGGGGUUUAAGCUGGUAAUGUUUUUUUGUACGCUUACCGUUGCACGCUGUAGGAUAGACCAAAGCAAACCCACAACGUCGCGAUCGCAAAGUUCUUGCAACGACAGUAACAGCGGCAGAAACGGAUAUAUACCUUUGGCUUUCAGCUGGUAUUGUCGGCACAGACCCUGAGUUCGUACGAUUUUCUUCAUUUAGUGACUACUGAUGUUACCAGCAGUCUGCUUGGCAUUAAUACGACCGACGUGCAACUGGCAAAAAGUUGCCUCUCUUCCCGUGAUAGUAUAGACUCCAACCCCGCCAACCCCCCCAUCGGAGGAUGAAACGCGCGCUUCGAUGGCCGUGGUAACCGCGCUAAGAUGUAGGCGCGUGCUAAUUAAGCGCUCGUUAAGCCAAAUGUGAGUUUGAGUGAGGUCGAUUAGCGCAGAGGUGUAAUUUGAGUGAUGGGGGUUUGUGUAUCCCCGUGGGGUUCAGGCUUAAGGGGUUGGUGGUGGGGAGAGAGAGAGGGAGGGGGAAUUGGUUGUGGCGAGGAGGUAUCGUUGGGAAUUGGAGUCUGGGGAGUGGGGGAGGAGGAGGUGGCUCCUUCACGUGGUCCCCGCCGGCUUGAGAGAGGGGUUUUGUGUCGGGGUUUGUGAAGGACGAUCGAUGCGUUUAGACACCGGCCCUGGCAGAGCAGCAGGGCCACCGCGGGUGGAUGCAGCCUUAAUGCACCUCCCGAAUAUCACGGUUGGCUACGUACGGUGCGAAAGAAAGUUCAAAAUGCACGUACAUGCAACGCCGCACUUCGCUGGGACGCGACAGCAAUCGUACGUGCACACCUUGGGAACACACUCGGCUCAUCACGCAUGCAUCAACAAACACACAGACACACGCGGCGUCAUGAUUUGUUUGGGCCUUGUUUAAAAUCUGCGAUCAUAUUGUUAAGAGAAUAUAUAAUCAUGCCGUCGGUCAAAGUCUGAAUUCUAACUUUCACUCAACGCCUGGUGUUUUCUUUAGCAGGGGCGCGUCGGCAGAGUUUUAAUGAGAAACAUUUACAGAUGCCAUUCCCCUUUUGCGGAGUUUUUUUUUGGUUGGGGGGGUUCUUACUGGCGGCAGGCGACGGAAUGGAUGAUCACGCGUGUAACUUUGAGCCGCUUUAACGGCAAAAUGCAUCAUCAAGCAGCAGCAGCAUCAGCAGCAACUGCAGCAGCAAGACCUUUCGCGUUGACAAAUUUCGAGCGUACCCUUUUUUUCGUCCGUGCCAUACUGUAUUUGCUUCAUAUUUUGAAUAUUCGUUUGCACAUUGAAGUGUACCCGACGAACCAUCGCGCCUCGAGACGACACUCUAUUUUACAACGCAGUGACCCCUCCCCCGCAAGCCCCUCCCCUCCCCACCAUGAGAAACAGCAAAAAAAUACGAAAAAUUAACCCUCAUUUUGGCUCCUUGACCUGACGGACUGUGGACACGAAGCAGUGUUGUACGUGAUGAAAGCCUGUUUGUACAGUGUAUCCGCGCGCGCGCGCGUGUGUGUGUGUAUAUAGUGAAUGUGUGUUUACAAUUCUCUAAUUAUCUUAAAAGACACGUUGAACUCAAAACUUUAUUGUUUGAAGAGACAAUCAGUUUUUUGCAGAUGUUUUCUUUCGACUGUACAUCUGAUUGUAUACUCUUGGCCAAAUAUGCUUCGACGCAUAGAGUGCUUAACAUCAUUAACACCCCCCCACCCACCACCUUCUCUUCGGUUUGCAUUCACACACACACACUUGCCUGCAUGUGUUGAGAUGGGGGGGUGGGGGUGGUGGUGGAUGCGGGAGGAGGGGUUGUUGUACCGCUUUCAUGUUUUACCCCCCCCCCUCCUUGCUGUCCACGCAGUAAGGUGCAUACGCGUGCGCCUCUCAGAUAAAAAAAAACACUCUGCUAUUACAGUUGGUCACCAAAUGAGGAAAAUUAAAAUAAGUAUCUAUG
Messenger RNA from Lethenteron reissneri (Far Eastern brook lamprey), 11491 nucleotides. RefSeq names its product nuclear receptor corepressor 1-like. Gene Ontology annotation, cellular component: chromatin. The record is from RefSeq and is a predicted model, not a curated record. Lineage: Eukaryota; Metazoa; Chordata; Hyperoartia; Petromyzontiformes; Petromyzontidae. Gene Ontology annotation, biological process: negative regulation of transcription by RNA polymerase II. Gene Ontology annotation, molecular function: transcription corepressor activity.